AUGAUGGAGCCAGUUGGUGAUGCUACUAAAGACCUAGAAGGUUUCAAUAAGCCCCCCAAGAAACUCCCUAGCAAAGAGUGGGUCUCAGGCUUUGGCCCCCGGAUCACCUGUGUUCCUGUGCUGACUUCCACCUUCGAGGGUUCCGUUUUUCCGGAUCUUGAGCUUCAGAGCACUGGAUCUUCAAAGGCCCUUGUAGUGCCUCAGGACAGAGUGAUAGAGACCUUGGACCCCAAAGCCCUGGUAUCUGCCAAGCCAGAUGCCACCAUAAAGGGGCUCGUACGUUAUACAGUUUCUGGGCAGUUCUUGUCAGCUGGGAGGCACGUCGAGCAAGAAAAAAUGAUCUAUUUUCUUCUCCUUGACCGUAAAGAAAGGUAUCCCAGCCACGAGGACGAGGACCUCCCCCCAAGGAAUGAAAUAGACCCUCCCCGGAAGCGUGUCGACUCUCCAAUGUUAAACAGACACGGGAAACGGAGACCCGAGAGGAAGUCCAUGGAGGUCCUCAGCGUGACGGAUGGCGGCUCCCCUGUCCCUGCCCGCCGAGCCAUUGAGAUGGCCCAGCACGGCCAGAGGACAUUGACUCUGAGGGGUUCUUCCUCGGGCAGAGUGGCCCAGGGCCUUCCCUCCCCAAGGGUGACCCCUCACCCCUCUCCGAGGGGCAGUCCCCUCCCCACCCCCAAGGGAACGCCCGUGCACACGCCAAAGGAGAGCCCGGCGGGCACGCCCAACCCCACCCCGCCGUCCAGCCCCAGCAUCGGAGGGAUGCCCUGGAGGACGCGCCUCAACUCCAUCAAGAACAGCUUCCUGGGCUCUCCGCGAUUCCACCGACGGAAACUGCAGGUACCUACACCGGAGGAGAUGUCCAACCUGACCCCAGAAUCAUCCCCAGAGCUCGCCAAAAAGUCCUGGUUUGGUAACUUUAUCAACCUGGAGAAAGAAGAGCAGAUCUUUGUGGUCAUCAAAGACAAGCCACUCAGCUCCAUCAAGGCCGACAUCGUGCAUGCCUUCCUCUCGAUUCCCAGCCUCAGCCACAGCGUCAUCUCUCAGACAAGCUUCCGCGCAGAGUACAAGUCCACAGGAGGGCCAGCCGUCUUCCAGAAACCGGUCAAGUUCCAGGUGGACAUCACGUACACCGAAGGGGGCGAGGCCCAGAAGGAGAACGGCAUCUACUCAGUCACUUUCACACUUUUGUCAGGUCCAAGCCGUCGCUUUAAGAGGGUGGUGGAGACCAUUCAGGCCCAGUUGUUAAGCACACACGACCAGCCAUCCGUCCAGCAAUUAUCAGAAACCCCCCAUUCAGCUCCAGGACUAAGCUGGGGAGCUGUGUUUAAGGGCCAGAAGGUGGCCACCAGCUACGAGAGUAGCCUCUGA
Messenger RNA from Gracilinanus agilis (Agile Gracile Mouse Opossum), 1368 nucleotides. It is a transcript of the gene BRSK2, whose product is annotated as BR serine/threonine kinase 2. The record is from RefSeq and is a predicted model, not a curated record. Lineage: Eukaryota; Metazoa; Chordata; Mammalia; Didelphimorphia; Didelphidae. The transcript has 13 exons. The coding region runs from base 1 to 1368 and encodes 455 amino acids.